AGUUAAAUAAUUGUAAACUGGAAACAGAAUCCCGUCAGUAGCUCUUAGCCAUUUUUUUGUUGUCACUCUCCAGCUUUUUCAAAAGUGAUGCUUUGUUCUGCAUCUCAGCGCAUAUUUUCAAGUGUUUAGUUUAGCUUCCUCGCGAGGAAAAGCCUUGCAAACAUGUCUGACUUCAUCGAGAGCGAGGCUGAGGAGAAAGACCUGAAGCCCAAGAAGACACAGAAGUUUAUGGAAGAAGAUGAAGAAGAAGAGGAAGAAGAGAAUAUUGAAGAUCAGAUUGAACUAAUGAAGUAAAAAAAAAUGUUCAGAAAAAGAAGUACUCGCGUGUGCAAACCAUGGAUGAUGAAGGGGAAGAUGAUGAGAAAGACAUGAUCGCUGAUGAGAUCUUCACUGGGGAUGGUGAUGGAGAUGGAGAGGUGGAGGAUGGAGAGACUGUGGACACACUUCACCCUAGAGAUGACGAAGAGGAGGAAGAUGAUGAGGAAUCUGAUAUUGAUGAUUUCAUUGUGGAUGAUGAUGAUGGACAGCCCAUCAAGAAAAAGAAAGGAAAGAAAUUCCCUGGCUACACUAAUGCUGCUUUGCAAGAAGCUCAAGAGAUAUUCGGCGGUGAUUUUGACUUUGCCGAGUUUGACACUGAGGCGUAUGAUAAUGCAGAAGAGGAAGAAGAGGAGCAGGAUGAAGAGUCAUGGGAUCAGCCAAAGAAGCAGACCAAGAGAAGAGUUGGCCGUCGUAGCAUAUUUGAGAUCUAUGAGCCCAGCGAGCUGGAGAGCAGCCACAUGACCGAUCAAGACAAUGAGAUCCGCUCCACAGACAUGCCAGAAAGAUUCCAGUUGAGGGCCAUCCCUGUAAAGCCUGCUGAGGAUGAUGAGCUGGAGGAAGAAGCUGAAUGGAUUUACAGGAAUGCCUUCUCCACACCGACCAUCUCCAUGCAGGAGAGCACAGACUACCUGGAUCAUGGGACAACCACCAAUUUCAGCAGAAAGGGUCCCAAUACCAUUGCUAAAAUCAAAGAAGCACUGAACUUCAUGCAGAACCAACACUUUGAGGUUCCCUUCAUUGCAUUCUACAGAAAGGAGUACGUGGAACCAGAGCUGAACAUUUAUGACCUGUGGAAGGUGUGGCAGUGGGAUGAGAAGUGGACUCAGCUGAAGACCAGAAAGCAGAACCUGACACGUCUUUUCCAGAGGAUGCAGUCUUAUCAGUUCGAGCAGAUCUCAGCUGACCCUGACAAGCCACUGGCAGACUCGACUCGUCCCUUAGACACUGCUGAUAUGGAGAGGCUGAAAGACGUCCAGUCUCUUGAUGAGCUGGGAGACGUCUACCACCACUUCCUGCUCUACUAUGGCCGAGACAUUCCCAAGAUGCAGAAUGCAGUCAAGGCCAGCAAAAAGAAACUGAAAAAGAUCAAGGAAGUGUCAGAGGAAGAUGGAGAAGAGGCAGAAGUGGAGGAAGAAGAGGAAGAAGAUGAGCAUAAGGGUCCAGAUCUAAAACAAGCUUCCCGUAGAGAUAUGUACAGCAUCUGUCAGAGCGCAGGCCUUGAUGGUCUUGCCAAGAAGUUUGGUCUGACACCAGAGCAGUUUGGAGAAAACUUGCGAGACAGUUAUCAGAGGCACGAAACGGAGCAGUUUCCUGCCGAGCCUUUGGAACUGUCCAAGGACUACGUGUGCAGUCAAUUUAACAGCCCGGAGGCUGUUCUGGAAGGUGCUCGCUACAUGGUGGCCAUGCAGAUUGCCCGUGAACCGCUCGUCAGGCAUGUGCUCAGACAGACCUUCCAGGAGAGGGCCAAGAUUAACAUCAAGCCAACUAAGAAGGGCAAGAAGGAUGUGGAUGAAGCGCACUAUGCCUAUUCCUUCAAGUAUCUCAAGAACAAGCCUGUGAAAGAGCUCAGUGGAGAUCAGUUCUUGAAGAUGUGCCUGGCUGAGGAGGAAGGCCUGCUCGCCAUAGACAUCUGCAUUGACCUUGUGGGAGUCAAAGGGUACGCAGGAGAUCAGACCUACUUUGAUGAGAUUAAGCAGUUCUACUACAGGGAUGAGUUCAGUCACCAGGUGCAGGAGUGGAACAAGCAGAGAACUCUUGCCAUUGAACGGUCCUUGCAGCAGUUCCUGUAUCCUCAGAUAGCCAAGGAACUGAAAAACAAGCUCGUCACUGAAGCCAAAGACAAUAUUAUUAAGUCUUGCUGCAAGAAGCUGUAUAACUGGUUGAAGGUGGCUCCUUAUCGGCCUGAUCAGCAGGUAGAGGAGGACGAUGACCUUAUGGAUGAGUCGCAAGGAAAGGGUAUCCGUGUACUCGGGGUGGCAUUUGCUUCCGGCAGAGAUACACCAGUGUUCUGCUCCCUCGUUAAUGGUGAAGGAGAGGUUGUGGACUUCCUCAGGCUUCCUUACUUCCUGAAGAGGAGGAAUGCAUGGAGAGAGGAUGAAAGAGAGAAGAAGCUUCAAGAUAUUGAAAACCUCAAGAAAUUCCUCCUUAGUAAGAAGCCACAUGUUGUCGCUGUUGCUGGGGAGAAUCGUGAUGCUCAUAUGGUGAUGGAGGACAUCAAGCGCACCAUCAGUGAGCUGGAGCAGGACUCCUCUCUGCCUGCGGUGGGGGUGGAGCUGGUGGACAACGAACUGGCUAUGCUUUAUAUGAAUGGCAAGAAGUCUGAGGCGGACUUCAGGGACUAUCCACCUCUGCUUCGGCAGGCUGUGUCUGUGGCUCGUAAGAUUCAGGACCCCCUAGUGGAGUUUGCCCAAGUUUGUAGCAGCGAUGAGGACAUCCUGUGUUUGAAACUGCAUCCCCUGCAGGAGCAUGUAGUGAAAGAGGAGCUGCUGGGCGCUCUUUACUGCGAGUUCAUAAACCGGGUGAAUGAGGUUGGUGUGGAUGUGAACCGGGCCAUAGCUCACCCUUACACCCAGAGCCUGGUCCAGUACAUCUGUGGCCUUGGACUUAGAAAGGGCUCACACCUGCUCAAGAUUCUUAAACAGAACAACACUAGGUUGGAGAACAGGACCCAGUUGGUCACCAUGUGUCACAUGGGACCCAAAGUCUUUAUUAACUGUGCUGGUUUCAUCAAGAUUGACACUGCCUCUCUUGGAGACAGCACUGACUCCUACAUCGAGGUCCUGGACGGUUCUCGGGUGCACCCUGAAACAUACGAAUGGGCACGUAAAAUGGCAGUGGAUGCUCUAGAGUACGACGAGUCAGCAGAAGAUGCCAACCCAGCCGGAGCACUAGAGGAGAUUCUUGAGAACCCAGAGAGGCUGAAGGACCUGGAUCUGGAUGCCUUCGCUGAGGAGCUGGAGAGACAGGGUUAUGGUAAUAAGGGAAUUACACUGUAUGAUAUUCGAGCAGAGCUUAGCUGUAGAUAUAAAGAUUUGAGAGCGCCAUACAGGUCUUCAAACACAGAGGAGGUCUUUAACCUGCUCACCAAAGAGACACCUGGGACCUUCUAUAUUGGUAAACUGAUCACCUGUGUGGUGACUGGCAUAGCUCACAGAAUGCCACAAGGUGAGAGUUACGACCAGGCCAUCCGUAAUGAUGAGACGGGACUCUGGCAGUGUCCAUUUUGCCAGCAGGACAACUUCCCUGAGCUCGGUGAGGUGUGGAAUCACUUUGACAGCGGCUCCUGCCCUGGGCAAGCCAUCGGAGUGAGAACUAGGUUAGAUAACGCUGUCACAGGCUUCAUCCCGACAAAGUUUCUUAGUGACAAGGUGGUGAAGCACCCUGAAGAGAGAGUCAAGGUUGGCAUGACCGUGCACUGCCGUAUCAUGAAAAUUGACAUCGAGAAGUUCAACGUGGAUCUCACUUGUAGAACGUCUGACCUGAGUGACAAAAACAAUGAAUGGAAGCUUCCCAAAGAUACCUACUAUGAUUUUGACGCUGAGGCAGAUGAUGCGAAACAGGAAGAGGAGCAAAAGAAGAAACAGUAGAGAACCACUUACAUUAAGCGAGUGAUCGCUCACCCGUCCCCUCGCUCUCAGACUUGACUCGAGCCGUCAACGCUCUCCCACGAAACAUGACAUCCCAGAUGUUCAACGCCAUAGCGGCGGUUACAGGCCAGGGCCAGAAUCCCAACACGACGCCGGCCCAGUGGGCCUCCAGUCAGUAUGGUUACAGUGGCGGCAGCAGUGCAGGAGGUGGCGGCAGCAGCAGCGCUUAUCAUGUGUUUGCAACGCACCAGCAGCCAAUGGCCACACCCAUGAUGACGCCCAGCUACUCUUACACCACACCUGGCCAGCAGCAGGCCAUGACCACGCCCCAGUAUCCCAGCAGCACCCCGCAGUCCUCACACGGACACCACCAGCGUUCAGCCUCCACCCCAUCAUCCUCGUCAUCGAGAAUGCGGAGUGCUACUACUGCUUUCUUGAAAAUGCAAAACCAUGUUUACUGUCGCACCAAAAAUAAUCAGUGCGAUAAGCAUUUGAAUCUGAAUGAACGGUUGUUGAUGCAUCUGUUCAGACCUGUGCUUUGUACAUUAUCCACACCGCCGGCGCCAGGGGGGGUCUUGGGGGGUCUCAAGACCCUGCCAAAAAAUGCCUUGACCCCCCAUUUGACCCCCCAGCCUCUUCCUGAUUAAAAAAAAUAUAUAUAUAUUCGGGAUAAAGAUCCAAAAAUGUUUCUCUUCAAACUACGCAGAACAAUAAUAAAUAAUAAUUAUUCCGACAUUUAUUCAUACACUGAACCGAGAACCGUUUCUGUCGGACGUGUCCGAUUCGAGAACCGAUGAGCUGAUGAUAACUGCGCAUGCGUGAUUCAGUUUGAAGCAGUCUGACACAGAGCGCAUCUGAACCGAACUGAUUCUUUUGGUGAUUGAUUCUGAACUGAUUCUGUGCUAAUGUUAUAAGCGUGGGUAAACCAAAGGCUUGAAUGAAGGGCAAUCAUCGCCAAUGACGGCAUUACAUCGAGCGCAAAAGAACCGGUGAACCAUUUUUUUUCUCAACUGGUUUAUUUGAUCGAAUUGUCCAAAAGAACCGGUUCACUUGAGCACCUGCUCCUUUGCCCCUUAAGUGCCCUUUUGUCAAAGCAAAAUUUCCUCGAAUUAUUUUUGUAAUUACAUAAACUUUUGUGAAUGCCUGCCCAUGCCCAAUCAUAAUAUUAGUACAAUUUAUUAAUAAUAAUUUAGCCGUAAAUAAAAUGACCAACAUGAUGACCGUUCACCUGACUACGACCUAAUCCAACCGGGAAGAUUCCUCAUGCUGCACGCGCAUUUUUUAAUUGCUAGAGGAUAUUUUCAUCAUCGUGGCAGCUCGUAAGUGGUGUUUCAUUCUCAGCGAAGUGAUUUUGAUGUUUAUUUACUUAUUAUUAUUUUACAAGAACGAUGUGAUGUGAGAACAUGCAGAUACGUUUUUUAUAUUGCUGUGUGUAGCCUGUAAUAAUAAUUAUCACAACACUGGUAAGGCUUAUUCAGAUUUUCUCAUUCUCUGAAUUAUCAUUAUAAAAAUAAAAACAAUUCAGAAAUGAAUUAAAAUAUAAUUAUAAUUUAAAUGUGAUGCAAAUAUUUUUUCUACAAUAGCAACAGUGUUUACAACAGCAAGACCACUUUAGCCUGUAAACUCAAUAAUAUCUAUCUGGAAAUAAAUGUUAAAAUAUCAAUGUCAAUAAAAAUCUAUAAUAUACCUGACAUGAAAGUGAAGUGUGAAGGAUAUGAAUAACAAAUGUAGCCUGUCAUUUGUUUACAUUGCAAAUGUGUUUUUGUUGUUGAGUAGCAGUAAUAAGCAGUUAUUAGCCAUGUCCACUGUAUUUUUUGUUGGUUUUCAUGAGACCCCCCUUGAAAAGACCAGGACCCCCCAUUGCCCCCCCAAUCAAAAUUGUCUGGAGCCGCCACUGAUUAUCCAUGACAGAGUAAAGUACUAAAAGUGUUGUCUGUGAUCCCUGCAGGACAAGUUCCCACACUGCUGUGGAUUGGGGUAAAAUGGCUGAACAGUGGCUGCAGGAGAAAGAAGCCGAGCGGCGCAAGCAAAAGACGCCCCGCAUGACGCCCCGACCUUCACCCAGCCCCAUGAUCGAGAGCACACCCAUGUCCAUCGCCGGAGACGCCACUCCCCUCAUGGACGAGAUGGACCGAUAGGAGUAGGGAAGAGGGGUGUUCAGACAUUUCAUAUAUAACCAAAUUCAUCAACAUCCCAUCUCUCACCCUCCGACUUUUGCUCUUUCGUUGCUAGAAGUAUCUCUUUGAGUCAUUCAGAGCUACUGAUACAGAUACAGACACUUGAAAUGUGCUGAUGACAAACAGAUUAGGAAAUGGACCUACAAUAAACGUUUGUCACAAGGGUUUUCCUUUUUCUUUUUUUUUAAGUAUGUGCGUGAUGCACCCCAUUUUUCAUUUCAGUUUUUUAACUAAAUUUAAAAGGGAAGGCUUCUAGCAUGAGACGUUGCAUGAUUUUUGCCCAUGCGAGCUGGUAUACAAUCAGCAUAAGAUCAUUAGUUCAGUCCCACUCAGAGAGCUUUUCUUUCCUGUAUCUGGUUUAAACAUUUAAAUAAAACCCCGUUUCAGUAUGAACCAGAGCACUGUAAUGAUUCAUAAUCUGUGUUCUGUUGAGCUGCUGCUACGCAAAGAAUUAAGCACUGGGGAGAUCUGUAAAGCUAUUUAGCAAUUCAUUUAUCAGCUAAAACAAAAAUGAAGUAUGUGACUUUGAAAGAGAUCCUGUAAAUAUUGUUUUUUGGGGCAGUUACGGUGAUCAGAACAUAUGCAUUUCAAAUUCAGAACUUUGAAAAAUUCUUUUUUCAAGGUCAUCUUUGAGUUUUUCCAAGUUCAGAAUCAUACAUUAUUUCUCAUAAUGUGCUUCUACAAGAAAACUGAACUACUGUGCUAGAUACUGACGACUCUCUGAUCAGUUUUUUUUUUUUUUUUUUUUGCUUUUUCAGUUUGGGGGCUGUUUGUGUUUGUGAAUGUGUCUUUGCUGGGCCAGACCUCCUUCCACACAUGCUGUUUUGAACAGUGUCUUUCCUUCAUGUACAGUCCCUUGUAUCACUAUAGACAGAAAUUGACAUUCAAGCGAAAUGCACUUUAUGAACAGGCUCCUUAUACUGUAACAAAAUUUUCACACACCAAACAUAGUUCUGAUUUCCCCACCACCUCCAGUAUAGAGAAUCUUCUAAUUUCUGGGAAGUGUUUCUGACCUGAUCAUGUGUUCUUAUAGUACUGAGGCUAAACGAUGCCUUCAGGUCAGGAAGUGAGCUCGGUGUCUAAAUCGUUCUGUUCAGUGCACUUCACGGAUGACAUCCAUUUAGUUUCUUGCCUUUGAUAAAGUUUGUCAAAAUGAAA
This is a messenger RNA of Carassius gibelio (silver crucian carp), 7240 nucleotides long. RefSeq names its product transcription elongation factor SPT6. The coding region runs from base 336 to 3905 and encodes 1189 amino acids. Gene Ontology annotation, biological process: positive regulation of transcription elongation by RNA polymerase II; mRNA transcription by RNA polymerase II; nucleosome organization. Gene Ontology annotation, cellular component: transcription elongation factor complex. Lineage: Eukaryota; Metazoa; Chordata; Actinopteri; Cypriniformes; Cyprinidae. Gene Ontology annotation, molecular function: DNA binding; histone binding; nucleosome binding. The transcript is spliced from 29 exons. The record is from RefSeq and is a predicted model, not a curated record.